CUAAAUUAAAAUAUUCAAAAGUAAAAACGUUUCUGGUGUUUUUUCGGAGUUUUUUGUUAGCCUGAAUCUGGACUCCAUGUCCCGUAGUUCCGUGUUUUUGUCUACUUCCCCUUGUUUUGCGCAUGCUCACAUUGAUGGACAAUGCGGAUUUCGAAGCUAAUAAAAUUAGCUAGCUAGUAAGCUAAAAACAAUCUUUUUGUUGUUAGGCUUUAAACCGAGGAAAUGUCUAAAACGCAUCCACCGCCCCCGGUAUCUUCGGCAGCGACGACCACCGGGGGUCCCUCUUCGUCCUCGUCGCCUUCGCCCGCUGGGGGUUCGACAUCUCCCGCAACCGUGAACGUGCAGCCCGAGAAACCCCAACAUUACACAUACCUGAAAGAGUUCAGAACGGAGCAGUGCCCCCUGUUCGUCCAGCAUAAAUGUACACAGCACAGACCUUUCUCCUGUUUCCACUGGCACUUCCUGAACCAGCGGCGCCGCAGACCCAUCCGCAGACGGGACGGGACCUUCAACUACAGCCCGGACGUUUACUGCACCAAAUACGAUGAGGGGACGGGCGCCUGUCCCGAAGGAGAUGACUGUCCCUUCUUGCAUCGAACGGCGGGCGACACCGAGCGACGGUACCACCUGCGCUACUACAAAACCGGAUCCUGUAUCCACGAGACGGACGCCAAAGGCCACUGCAGCAAGAACGGCUCGCACUGCGCGUUCGCGCACGGAUCACAUGACCUGCGCACGCCCGUCUACGACAUCAGGGAGGUGCAGGUGAUGGAGUCUCAGGGCGGCGCGGGGAGCGGCGAGGGGAGCGGGGGGGACUUGCAGUCGGGCCAGGCGGCGAGCACGGCGCUGAUCGAGAAGAUCCUGAGCGAAGAGCCGCGCUGGCAGGAUAACGGCUACGUGCUGUCCCACUACAAGACGGAGCUCUGCAAGAAGCCCCCCCGCCUGUGUCGUCAAGGUUACGCCUGUCCGUACUUCCACAACAGCAAAGACAGGAGGCGGAGCCCGCACAAGCACAAAUACAGAGCGCUCCCGUGUCCCGCGGUGAAACAGAGCGAGGAGUGGGGGGACCCCAGCAAGUGCGAGGGGGCGGAGGCGUGUCAGUACUGCCACACCAGGACGGAGCAGCAGUUCCACCCCGAGAUCUAUAAAUCCACCAAGUGCAACGACAUGCAGCAGAGCGGCAGCUGCCCCCGCGGACCCUUCUGUGCCUUCGCCCACGCCGACAAGCCCUUCGUUCCCGAGGAGCCCGCUUUCCCCGGAUCCCCUCCCUCCUCCAGACCCCCGGACCCCCUCCCGGGCCAGGAGGCCUGUCAGAGUCCCGGCAGUCGCUCGGACCCCUUCUCCCCGACGGCCACGUCCUGCUCCGCGGCGCAGGGCCUGCUGGGAAGUGUCCUGUCCAUGUGCGAGGACGCCAGCGGCAGGGCGGAGCCUCUGUGUCCGUGGGCUGGAGAGGGGGGGUACGGCAGGGCCCCUGGAUUCGAGCGGGAAGAUCAUACCAAACAGAGGAGCUUUGGAGAACAACGGAGCCGAGAGUUCUCUGCACAGAGCAAGCAGGACCUGCUGGUCUUCCUGCCAGUCGGCAGCCCGUUGAGUCUUUCCUCCAGCAUCCCGUCCAGUCUGGCAGCCACCCCCCCAAGCCCCGCCCCGUUUGGACCGCCUGGGUCGGGCAUUUCGUCGGGCAUGAACGCCAACGCCCUGCCCUUCUACCCCACCAGUGAGACGGUGGAGUCGGUGGUUGAGUCGGCUCUGGACGAUCUGGACUUGAACGAUUUCGGCGUGUCGGCGCUGGAGAGGAGUUUAGAGAGCAGCCGCUCCAGUGUGGGCGUCAUGUUAGGAGGCAGCCAGCUCCAGAGUUCUGCCCCCGUCAACAUUCCCGGAUCCUUCAGCGGCGCCGCUCCUUUCAGCUCGCCCUCGCCAUCGCCCCCUGUCAGGCCGCACGCCUCGUCUUUCUUCUCCACUAACCUGUCGCAGCCCAGCCAAUCAGAGAGCUCCUUCCUGGGCCCCUCCCACAGCUCUUUGGGUCUGAACGGCAUGAGCACCAGCAUCUGGGAGCACUUCCCCCCCGCCCAGGGCUCCCCCGGGACGCCCCCCGCCCUGCUGUCGUCCGGCCUGUCGGCGGAGGCCGGCCGGCUGAAGCAGGAGCUGGAGGACGCCCACAGGGCGCUGAAGCAGUGGGGUCACAGCUGGAGGCACACAGCUCAGGCGUGGACGGCGCUCAAAGCGGAGGCGGAGGAAUCGCGCUCCAACGCCACGCGAGUGUCCAUGGAGGCGGAACGUGCACGGCAGGCGGAGGAGGAGGCGCAGCGGCAGAUCACUCUCCUGCAGGAGGCGCUGGAGAGCCUGCGGAGCGGAGACAAUCCCCACCUGGCCCUGCAUCAGCUGCAGCUGCUGCACCGGCUCCCCCUGGAGGCGGUGCAGAGCCUGCAGGCGCAGCUGUGUGCCUGUCUGCACGCCGUGGAGCAGGUGGUGUACAGGAAGCAGAGGAGGUGCUGCGUGACCUGUGGGGAGCAGGGCUCGCUGACGCUCCCCUGUGGCCACGGCCUGCAGUGCGAGAGCUGCUCCGCCUCCACGGAGUGCCCCCUCUGCCCCGAGCAGACCCCGGAGCCGCUGUCCUGACCCCGGGACCGGUCCGUCCUGAUUCCACACAGACCAGCCGGCGUGGCGACGCAGCGCCGAUCCGGACGCCCAUGGCGGCAGCUCGAAGCAGGGAGGCGGAAAAUGCGGGCGGCGAGGCGGCAACGCUUCUGUCUUUGACCACAAACACUGUUGAGAGCUGGAGCAGACCAGCUGUCACUUCUGCUGGGGGAGACGGGAUGAUCGGACACUAAACAGCAGAACCUUUGCAGAACCUUCGACCUGCCUGAAGCUGCUGCUUCACGUUCCAGAUUCAGAUCAAGCAAUACGGAGCCUGAAGGUUCUGGACGGCCGCUGGCUCGUCUUCCGGCCCAAAACGCUCAGGUUUCCCCAACAGUCUGCAGGAGUUUCCAGACCCCUGAGCUGCUCUAAAGCUCGCUCUGCCAAACAUUCCCUGACCUGAGUGUGGGUAUAAUAUAUCAUAUAUAUUAUAUAGAAUAUGUAGUAAAGGGAGGUUCUCUCUGGCACUGACUGGAAGGUGUUGACGAUCACUGUGAUGGUCUGAGGCGCCGCUCGCCGGCGCCGCUCCAUCUUUCAGAGUCUUUCUGUUUUUGGUACUGAUCAUUAAAAGUCUAUUUUUGGAGGAA
Messenger RNA from Oryzias latipes (Japanese medaka), 3221 nucleotides. RefSeq names its product unk zinc finger (gene unk). The record is from RefSeq and is a predicted model, not a curated record. Lineage: Eukaryota; Metazoa; Chordata; Actinopteri; Beloniformes; Adrianichthyidae. Gene Ontology annotation, biological process: cell morphogenesis involved in neuron differentiation. Gene Ontology annotation, molecular function: mRNA CDS binding; metal ion binding.